GCGAGGAGGCUGUCAGUGAGCGAGCGAGCGAGCGAGCGAGGGAAAGAAUCAGGCAUCGGCGGGGAGCUGCAGCGGAGGGGAAGGUAGCCGCCGCCAUGGACGUGCACGGCGACUGUGCCGAGCUCAGCGCGGUGGGCGAUCAGCCGCCGCCAUCGGGCAAGCUCAACAAAACCGCCUUCAAAUUGUUCAAGCGCAGGAAGUCCGGCGGCGCCAUGCCGAGCAUCUUCGGCGUGAGGAGCAGCGGUGGCGGCAAAGGCAAAGGCGGAGAAGCGGGCGGAGGGCAGCCGGGCAUGGUGAGGAGCAAGACCCACGACGGGCUGGCCGAGGUGGUGCUCGAGAGCGGCAAGAAGGAGGAACCGGGAGGCGGCGGCGGCGGCGGAGGGGACGACCAGUUCGUUGGCGGCGGCGGAGCCAACAAGGAUUAUUCCCCCUGCUCGGCGGCGAGCAAGUCCCACCGCUUCUUCUCUCUGCUGCGCAAAAACGGCCGCUCGGGCGAAGGCGGCAAAGGGGAGAGACCCAAAGGGCGCGGGGGGCUCAAGGGGCUCUUCAACAGCAUGAGGUGGCACCGCAGGGACAAGCCCAGCAAAGAGGACGAGGCCGGAGACGGCGCCGAGGGACAGGCCAGCCACCUCAGGCCCGGCUCCCUCACGGCCAGCCUGGAGUGCAUCAAAGAGGAGGCGCCACGACCCCCGGCGGCGGCUGCAGCAGCCCCCCAGACCCCCUCAGGGGAGGCCAGUGGGGACCAGAUGCUGCUGCUGGCCCACCUGAGCGCUGAGGCUGUGCCUACCCAAGAGCAGCAGGACGUUGGUGCCAGGGAGCCCACCCCACGUACCCCACCACCACCGGGAACUGAACCCCCCAGGAUCCAGCCCCCAGCGCAGGAAAGCUGCCCCGAGCCACCCCCCAGCGAUGGCGAUGGCCCAGGGACCCAGGAGGACGGCGCCAUAACAGGUGACAUCCCCAUCGAGCCUUCCCCCCCUGUUGAACCCGAGUGUGAACGCAGCCAAGAGGCGGCGGCGGCAGCCCCUGACCCUUCCUCUCUUGAUCCACCCUCUGAGCCGUCCAUUGACCGUAUUUGUUUGAUGUUUGCUGACGUGACUUCACUGAAAAGCUUUGACUCUCUUACAGGCUGUGGGGACAUUAUUGCCGACCAGGAGGAGGACGUGGGCAGCGGCGGUGGCGGUGGCACAGGUGGAAGCGACAAGAGCGCCCCUGGGGUUGGCAAAGCGGGGGCUUCCAAAAAGCCCCCCAGCGUGGUGACCUAUCAAGGAGGAGGAGAAGAGAUGGCCAGCCCCGAACAGGUGGGGGACACGUGCGCCCCAGAGUUCUGGGAUGUGUUGUCGCAAGCGGAGAAGCCACAGGAGACCCCGGGGGAAGGGAAAGAAUCCCUCGAGGGCUCCAAAGGUGGCGGUUGUACCAAAAAAGUUCAGGAUGCAUCGACAACUGGGAAGCACACUGGUUUCAACCAGAUUCCGGUUCACCACAGCCACAAGAAUGACCAGAAGUGUAGGGAAAAGGAGCCACAGGAAGCCAUCCCCAGCAGCGAUGAAGGCUAUUGGGAUUCCACAACACCUGGGCCAGAGGAGGACAAUGCCAACAGUAUCCAGAAAGAGGUAAUUCCCAGGGACAGCUACAGUGGGGAUGCUCUCUAUGAUCUGUAUGCUGAUCCAGAUGAAAACACAGCCACAGUUACUUCUGCAGAAGACGUCACCUCUGUGUCUUGUUGCAAGCCACUGUCUCCAGUAACAACAACAUGUCCAGUCAAAACCCAUACAACUUCACUCAAGGACUCCAAGAUACCCAUCAGUAUCAAGCAUUUUACAUCGCCACAUGGCAGUCAUGGCCCAGAUACCAGUAAUAGCCAUCACCUUGCACACCACCAGCCUACCAAAAGUGAGAUCCCUAGAACAAAAAUCCCAGUUUCUAAAGUGCUUGUACACCGGGCAAGUUACCGGAGCCUAGCAGGGACAACAGGUAAAACAGCCACAUAUCAUGAAAGUGCCAAAAAAUAGAAGGAGAUAAAUAUGGGUGUGUCAGUCUUGCAGGAACCUGCUAAUAAGCAGUUUGGCAUCAUCUAAAGGAAGAUACCUACAUGUGCCCUUUCUGUGAACAAAAGGGAUGUGUGCUUCUAAAGUCCAUCUUGAUAUAUAGUAUAUAUAUAUAUAUAAAGUUAGAUUCUUUUUGA
Messenger RNA from Lacerta agilis (Sand lizard), 2185 nucleotides. It is a transcript of the gene AMER2, whose product is annotated as APC membrane recruitment protein 2. Lineage: Eukaryota; Metazoa; Chordata; Lepidosauria; Squamata; Lacertidae. Gene Ontology annotation, biological process: regulation of canonical Wnt signaling pathway. Gene Ontology annotation, cellular component: plasma membrane. Gene Ontology annotation, molecular function: beta-catenin binding; phosphatidylinositol-4,5-bisphosphate binding. The coding region runs from base 96 to 2012 and encodes 638 amino acids. The transcript has a single exon. The record is from RefSeq and is a predicted model, not a curated record.